Molecule: messenger RNA, 3076 nt
Organism: Zalophus californianus (California sea lion)
Lineage: Eukaryota; Metazoa; Chordata; Mammalia; Carnivora; Otariidae
Gene: IFI16
Product: interferon gamma inducible protein 16
Exons: 12
Coding region: 463-2817 (784 amino acids)
Biological process (GO): cellular response to interferon-beta; activation of innate immune response; positive regulation of interleukin-1 beta production
Cellular component (GO): nucleolus
Molecular function (GO): double-stranded DNA binding
Source: RefSeq, a predicted model, not a curated record
CACUGAAGUCUGCUGGUUCAGAAAGUUCUAAUGUUGUAACUCCUUUCAGACAUUUGUAAAAAUAAAAUAAAAUAAGUGAUAAUUUAGCUCUGAUUUUUCAUUGUGUCUAAGAUGUGUAGGAGAAAGCUGUUCAGCUCCUCUAAGGAAACACAGAGCUAAAGCCCUGGAUGGGAGGAGUCUCAGAUUAAGUUUCGUAAUCUCUGCCUCUCCGGGCUGAACUCAAGGCGCGGCAGCCGGGGGUGGCUACUCUGUGAUGCUCACCACUGCCGUUUUCUUAUCUCAGAAAUUAUUUUCUUAGCAUUUCAGAAGAUUGCAGUAUCCUGCAGUUCAGUUUCUGAGAGCUUUACUGGUUUAUCUUCUUACUCAAGUCAAGCAAAUACUGAUUGCUCCCUUUCUGAAGAAGAUCUCAAGAUCCAGACUACUGGGGAGAAUCUUCAGUGAGGCUCAGCCACACCUGGAGAGAUGGGGAGUGAGUACAAGAGGAUUAUUCUGCUGAAAGGACUGGAGCUCAUCAACGACUACCAGUUUAGCAUAGUUAAGUCCCUACUGGCCCAUGAUUUGGGACUGACUUCAAACAUGCAAGAAGAAUAUAACAAGGUCAAGAUUGCUGACCUGAUGGAAAAGAAAUUCCCAGGGGCUGCCUGUGUGGACAAGCUAAUAGACCUCUUCAAGGACAUGCCACCACUUAAGGACAUUGUUAAGCAACUUAGAAAUGAGAAGAUGAAAGUUGCAAAGAAAAUGAAGACAACAGAAGAAACUCCAAAGAAAAAGCCGCAACAGGCAAGGGUGGGUCCCAGGGCACUUGCCCCCACCACAAGUAGCGCUCUGCUGUGCGAGAGAGCGGAGGGGACCACUGCGUCUCAGAAAAGAAAACCUGUCGCCAAAGGAACGGCUGCGGCAAAAAAGAACAAGGGGUUCCAGCCGCAGACUCUGCCGGUCUGCCAUUCGGGAGCCAGCACGUCGGCAGCUGUCGGCUUUCUUCCGCCGCCCCAGACCUCGUCGUCAGCUCCAUUCGUUUCUGCCUUGCCCGAGAUGAUGAAGGGCCAACAUCAAGCUGCUCCUAGAGGACGUGUCCUUCAGCAGGGCCCCCUGACUGUCCUGGUACUGAAAGCAACGGAGCCAUUUGAAUACGAGUCCCCAGAAGACGGGAGAAGCAGAAUGUUUCAUGCUACAGUGGCCACUCCCAGUCAGUUUUUCCAUGUGAAGGUUUUAAACAGCAACCUGAAAGAGAAAUUCACAAAAGAGAAUAUCAUUACCAUAUCAGAUUACUAUGAAUGCAAAGGAAUCCUCGAGAUAAACAAAACCUCAUCUGUGUACGAAGCUGAUCCUUUCCAGUUGAUCGUGGUCCCAAACAGCAUCACCAAAAGAGCAAACGAAACUCCCAAGAUUGAUAAUCUUUACAAGCAAGCAUCGGGAACAUUUGUGUAUGGCUUAUUUCUGUUACAUGAGAAAAAAGUGAAUAGGAAGACGACAGUAUAUGAAAUACAGGAUAAUACAGGAGUGAUGGAGGUCGUGGGGACCGAGAGAUGGCACAACAUCAAGUGUGAGAAAGGAGAUAAACUUCGACUCUUCUGCUUUCAACUGAAAACAAUUGACCAGAAGCUGAAACUGACAUGUGGAACGCACAGCUUCAUCCAGAAAAAGAAAAUCAAAACCAAACAAAAUGAUGAAUCCAAGAGGACCCAGCCAACCCAGGGACAAAGUCAGCUUCCAGGACCAUCUGUAACCAGUACACAGGCAACUUGGAGCUACCCUCAGACUCCUCAAAUGACUCCACCAACCCCAGCCAGCAGUUCUUCAACCAAGAAAAAGAAAACCAAAGCCACACAAAAUGAUGAAUCCAAGAGGACCCAGCCAACCCAAGAACAGAGUCAGCUUCCAGGACCAUCUAUAACCAGAACACAGUCAACUUGGAGCUACCCUCAGACUCCUCAGAUGCCUCCACCAACCCUAGGCAGCAGUUCCUCAACCAAGAAAAUGAAAAUGGAAAUCACACAAAAUGAUGAAUCUAAGAGGAUGCAACCAACCGAGGGACAGAGUCAGCUUCCAGGACCUUCUGUAACCAGUACACAGUCAACGUGGAGCUACCCUCAGACUCCUCAGAUGUCUCCACCAACCCCAGCCAGCAGUUCCUCAACCAAGAAACCAAGAUUGAAGACUGUACCUAGAGAAGCUUCCAUAGAAGAGGGUUUCCAGAAGGGCCCCAAGGAAGUGAUGGUGCUGAAAGCAACAGAACCAUUUACAUAUGAUCUCAUGGAAGCAGAGAGAAAGAUGUUCCAUGCCACUGUGGCUACUGAAAGCCAAUUCUUCCAAGUGAAGGUUUUUCAUGUCAGCCUGAAGGAGAAGUUCAUCCCAAAGAAAGUCAUCACCAUAUCAGAUUACUAUGGUCGCAAUGGGUUCCUGGAGGUGUAUGAUGCCACAUGUGUGUCUGAUGUCAAUGCUGACCGAAAGAUGGAAAUCUCAAGCAGACUGAUCCAAAAUGCAAAUGCGACUCCUAAAAUCAAUAAUCUUUACUCACAGGAGCCAGGAACAUUUGUGAGUGGGAUAUAUCAGGUGCAUAAGAAAAAAGUGUUGAAUGAACACAUCAUUUUGUAUGAAAUACAAGAUAAUACAGGGAAGAUGGAGGUCUUGGUGUAUGGACGACUGACCAAAGUCAACUGUGAGGAAGGUGAUAAACUCAAACUCAUCUGCUUCGAACUAAGUGCGGAUCCGAGACAGCUGAGAUCUGUAAUUCACAGUUUCAUCAAGGUCAUCAAGUCUAGGAAAAACAAGAAACAACCACUCAAUCCUGAUUCACAUACGGAAACCUCACUAUAAUACCCUUCUAAAAACCUGGAUGCCAUUAACAAUGAUGUCUGUGGAGGUAAAAUCUAAUUAUAGAAAAAAUACAUAUAUAUAUGAGAGAAAUUCAGUGAUAGAUGUACCAGCUAUUGCUGCUAAGGAAUAGAGUGCUAAUGGGUACUUUUUAUUUUCUUUUUUAUACUUUUCUGUGCCAUCCUAUGGCCAUAUUUUGCAUGUAUAAUUUUUAUAAUUUGGAAAAAAUAAUAAACUUUUUUUUUCUAAAAGAGUGCUAUAA